UCGUGCUUGCGCUCGCCUCUGCAGUGUCGUUUGCUCAGUGCGCCUGACACAAUCACACAAUCAAUUUCAUGGCUAUAAAGCGACGGAAAGCGCCUUUCUCAAGACUUCUCUAGCCAGCUAUUCUGCAGUCCCGUCGAGCGAAAGAAUUAUAUAACGCUCAUGUCCGCCUGUUUCACUACUCGAGCGAAUUGGCCUCCGUCAUUGCGGGGUUUCCCUUUCUACAUUAGCUCAUCGCGUUUGUUCUAUACAUUCCUCACAGAUUCAAACACGACCCUUAUAACCCAAAGUCUUACCCCGCGCCAGCAAUCCCUUGUAUACGAUCCGGUUGAGCAACACCUUAUGGCGACUGUAACAACAGCGGGCUCGUACGAGCAAUACAAACUUGACACCAACCGGUUCAUCUUCUGGCUCAUUGACACUGCGAACAAGCGGGGCUACAACAUGGCUGAUCCCGCUAAAAUCCAGCAACCCUCAAAACGGCUGAAAGGCAAAGCGAGGACGCAAGCGACCGCUAGUACCCCACCCAUCGCAAACUCGACCGCAUCGAAAACCAAUUACGUCAUCUCGACGGAAAAGAUUCUCGAGUUGGCGAAACAUAUCGCCAAUCAUAAGGAGACUUCGACAAUGCCCAAGUUCGUUUGGUACUCCUACAAGCGGGCCGUGAGAACGCGCCAGGCCUACGCUGACCGCUAUGCCCAAGACGAACUAUCGGAGACGGCUUCGGAAGAUGGCCACAUCUACUUCCUGUGGCUGCUGAAAUACUGCCACACGAUCCUCAUGAAGAAGGUUGUAGUGCAGGCCGUCAGCCGAUCCAAAACUGCAGCACCUGCGCAACUUCGAUUCAACAUCGCGACUGAACCAACAUCAGCGACAUCUCCUCACCUGGUAUCUGCACCAGCCCUGCACACCGUCGAUAAUGGCCAGAAUGCGAUGGCUGAGGAAGCAGCAGCUACGGAAGCCGAGCGAGAGGCAAUAGGACAUACAUUAGAUGAGCUGGCCCGCAAGUUUGAGCUCGACAUGAAAGCGAAACAAGAUACGGAGGUUGAACUCGAAAAAGGGAGAAAGUACAAGGAAGAACUUGCCUUGAGAAAAUCUUGUCUGGUGGACGAUAUGCGCAUCAUCGUCGAGCAGCUGGAGUCUGACUGGGACGACACUCACAAGGCCACUGGUGAUAAGGAUUACUUGGAUGAGAUCCGAGCUACUCUCAUCACGGAAGCUGCGUUCGACCUUAUACGCCGCAAAGAAGAGGUCUUGGUACAAGAAACUCAUGAGAAAGGUCUGCCGCCAUUCGAUCCCUCUCUCGACGAUGAUGACUUCUUUGGCAAGACCGCCACAGCUCUAAGGAAGAUCGAGGCGGAGCGACGAGGUUCAGAACCAGGAGAAUAUUUGUUCUUCGCAUCGCGGUUGAUCAUUCAAGAUGAUGUCGCGAAGCGGCACUCGAACGAGGACUACGACUUCCUAGUACACUACUUGUUUGAAGCAGCACUGGAACCAAAAGCCAGAAAGGCACACGAGGAACGGUACCAGAUGCCACUAUUAGCAGGAGCAUUAGACGCCCCUUCUCGGGCAUACGGUUCGCUAGGUGCUUUCGGAUUCGUCUCAAUGGUUUUGAUAUUCGCUGCCGAGUUGGCAAUCAGGAUCCGAUCGAAAGACAAAACCCACUCUCUAAAGCAUUACGCACCAAUGUCAGUUCGGGCGGCGAAAGAAGAAGCCCAGUUCGCAUCUUGGAGCGACCGAAAAAUCGCCUUCUCGCAUUACAUCCAGCAAGUCACAGACUCAGCGUAUACACACCGAAGUCUGAUCAUAGAACGGCCAUUCUCCCAUGCCCGGUACGCUAAGAUGCGGAUGUUGACGGCUGAACAUCUGUUCUGCGGUUUGCAGAACGACUACCCGAGGCCGAUGUUCAGGACCGAUGAAAUUCGAGAUGAGUUGAUGAUGGGUCUCGAGGUGAUGAACGCCGUCAAUGGCCGUGGCAAUAAGUCUGCACGUCAAGCGGCUGCCGCUCAGUACAUUCUUCCGCCACAGGAUGGAGACUUCUUGCGUAAUACCGUUCCGACGCUGAGAGCAAAGCUCUCCCUAGUCCAUCUCUUACUGCGCGAGGAAAUGGGACUAGGCUUUGCUAAUCUCAGCCCACAAAUUUUCGCCAUAGCCCAUUUGUACAACUGCUUCCAAAAGCGAGGCUGGAUCAGCGGAGCCUGGCCGGAAAUCGAGCUCAUCAUGGACCGGCAUUCAAAGAAAAUAUUCUCCAUCGCAAUACCCACCAAACCUAAUGAAUUUUACUCGCGUCUGCUGCUUGCAGCAGGGUACUCAUCCAAAUUCAUCAAGAAAGCUCGAGCUCUGAACAAGGACCUUUACAGUAGCAGCGAACUCGGGAAAGCCACCCAUAAGACGUGCGAGUUAGAACCGCUUCUGAUGACGAAGAUUCUCCGCGACUAUGUUCAUCAGAGGAACAUGGGAGUACGCACCUGGUAUCGUAUGGAUGAGGAGAUGGCCAAAGACAGCAAAAGCUCUUCGCGGACGCAGGGUUCUGGUGAUCUGAACAUCUUAUCAUUCAUCAGAAACCUCCGCAACUCAGAAGAGCUUCCUCGCGUUCUGGACCGCUUGGAAUUUGACUAUAUCAGCCUGACGCUGAAGUGUAACGAGCUCUGUGAGAAGAUUGAUACCGAACAAGCAAACUUUAGCGUUAGUGGAGAGAAAGUAAACAAAGAGGCGGACUGGAAGUCGCCUACCAGCGACGGUUUCAUGAUUGUGGCAAUGCUCCUCGGAGAUCUCGACCGCGUUGUUAUGAAGAAGGAGCGUGAUCCCAAGGGAAAUAUGGACAUGGCAGAUAUGACCAAUGUCGUUGAGGCAGUUGUUGGAGUGAUGCAAGACUUUCUGAAUGGGCUGAAGACGUAGGCGAAGAGGACAUGUUCGAGACGGUAUAGAGACUAUGGAAAGCACAACAUGGGCUGCUUGUACCACAGUACUACACUGGAGACGGGCCUGAUUAGGCGGUUGACUUGGAUAAUGAUACCUCGAACGACAUGUUUCCGGAGCAACUCGGAUGGACCGUGAUCGGACAACUUCCCGUAUAGCAAAGAUGCAUAAAAUCUGUGAUCCUACACCACCUUCGCUUCAUGGCUGGUUCACUGCACUGAUAUCAGACCGGCUCCCCACCUGUGUAACAAUUCAGCCCACCUCAUCU
This is a messenger RNA of Alternaria rosae, 3184 nucleotides long. RefSeq lists its product as uncharacterized. The record is from RefSeq and is a predicted model, not a curated record. Bases 160 to 2895 code for a protein of 911 amino acids. Lineage: Eukaryota; Fungi; Ascomycota; Dothideomycetes; Pleosporales; Pleosporaceae. The transcript has 2 exons.